GCGCAGGAGUCAUACCAAGCAUAGCCUGCGUGUCAGUGCAGUCGACUUACAGCUGGCUGUGAGGACAACUGACGCUACUCUCUUUUUUUGCCCUUUAUCGCCGCGAUACGUUUAAGCGUAAUCAAAAAAAGUUUGUCAAACUGUUCAGAAUAACUGCGGAAAUCCCUUGUCUGUCCUCUUUGCGGGGUUUUAUUUUAUUAAGGGGGUUUCUAGACAAAGUAAAGUUGGAGGCUGGGCCUUUAGCUUUUUGAUCGUCGCUUGAGAGAAGAGAAAAAAAGCUGGUCUUUUUUUUCUUUUUUUUUUCUCGUAAAAACUCGAUAAAUGCUACUAACGAAAAUGGACCUGUUGAACUACCAGUACCUGGACAAGAUGAACAACAACAUUGGCAUUCUGUGCUACGAAGGUGAAGCAGCUUUGAGGGGGGACCCCAGACUCCAGUCCCUGUCCCUGUCCUCGUCUUCCUCCUCCUCUUCCUCCUCCUCGUCCUCCUCUUCGUCGUCAUCCUCAUCAUCUUCCAUCUCCUCCAUCUCCAGCCACAGGACAGGUCCUCCUCCCAUCAGCCCCACCAAGAGGAAGCUGAGCGGGGACCAGGGGGACAGCGACAUGGACGACAACGAGCACGUGGCGAAGAUGAGCCGACUGUUUGCUGCACAGCUGAAACCUAACGGAGACUAUCGCAGCUCUCCUGUUUCCAAGGACCGCAGCCGUAGCCCCAUCGAGCGUGUGGUGGUGCCCAGCGCCCUGGGAGUCCACGGCAACCACCUGUACAGCCAUGCCCACCACCACCACCACCACCACCUGGCCAGCUUAGCCGGCAUGGACCAGCCUCUGGCACUCACCAAAAACAGCAUGGUGGAGUCUGCACGCAGCAGCACCGCAGCCAUGGCCACAGUGCCGCACACAGUCAGCGCUGUGGAGCGCCAGCAGAAUCGUCCCUCAGUGAUCACAUGCGCCCCGGCCAACAACCGCAACUGCAACCUGUCUCACUGUCCAGUCUCCCACAACGGCUGCUCAAGCCUCACCAACAACUACAGGAGAAUCAACACCAACACAGCCUGCGACCCGGUGAUCGAGGAGCAUUUCCGCCGCAGUCUCGGGAAGAACUACAAGGAGCCCGAGCCCACCGCCACCAACUCGGUGUCCAUCACCGGCUCGGUGGACGACCACUUCGCCAAGGCGCUGGGCGAGACCUGGCUGCAGAUUAAAAACAAGGGCAGCCCCUCGUCGUCCGGCAGCAGCCCAAACUCCUCCCCCGACAGUCACAUGGUCAAUCACAACCACUCCCCUUCUGUGGUCUCCUGAAGGAGGAGGCGUUUAUGAGGGAAUUGCCCCCUGCUCUCCCAGCCCUGCCAACCACCCCAGCUCCAACACCCAUGCCCCCGUCACUUUGGUCCGUCACCAGCAUCCCUGAGGGAAUGCCUGCCUGCUGGUCUGCUAAACACAUCCACAGCCCUGAAGCCCGCUCCCUCUUCCUAUGCACUCAUAGAGGAUCAACCAAGCAAUAACAACAUGGUCUUUCUAUCCUUCUGUGCUCUGCUGCGGUAAUGCCAGACGAUAAUCAGUCACGAGCGGCGAGGGUUCGACUUUGGGACUUGACUGGAGCAUCAAGCUGCUCCUUCCAAUCAUUCAUCAUCCCUGCAUGUCAAGCUUGGAGCUGAGCGAGCGUCUGUAGUUAUAUGUACAUAAAGAGCGAGAGGAAAGGCGGUGUUUAAUUAUUAAUUUUCUUCUUUGUUUUGUUUGUUUUUGUUUAACAGUAGUUUUGUGUACUGCUUUUGCGUUAUGAGAUGCCCGACAUUGGAAAGAAAAGAUAAGUGAGAAAAUAAUCGCGAACCACCUGACUGUGCUACCAAAGAAACCUCCGACACUGAUGCUUAUCAACAGCCACCUGGAAACAAAGCAACAGAAAGCCAUCCUGUCGUCUCCUCUCCUGCGUGUUCUCACUCUCUCACCCUCGCUGUCCUGUGUAUGUGUUCAGGUGGUUUUGUUACUGUAUGUGUGUACUUGGUGAUCGACUCGGUCUGAUUUGCACUACUGCCGUAGAGGGUAAAGAGUAGCAUGUCAAUACUGUAAUCUGGCACUGCACACUGGGACUGAUGAUGACUGAUUUAGGCGUAAUCCAUCUUUUGUUGGAACCUCUGUUUGAUCUCCCAUUAAGGUUUUUUUUUUUUAAAUCUACCUGGGGAUUAUUUCAUCCUGCUCCAGACAGAAAAGUAUAAACCAUAUUAUUGUGCAUUAUUUGUUGAAACCAUUUCUGAAAAAUGGGAAAUACAAACCAGUGGGGCUGGGCGGUGUUGGAGAUAUGCUAAGCAAUAUGGAUUUGGAGACCAUGUGUUCAUGUAUGCAUGUUGAUUAGUGCAAACGCAUACAUGCAUGGUAAGAGUAGGUUGCUUGUUUUGCCACCUCUUGCAGCCGCUAACAGGCCUGACCAUCUCAAACCAAGCCACGUCCAAACUAUCGAUGAAGCACCUUUUUAGGUGAGGAUAUAAAUAAACAGGUAAACUGUGGGAGGAACUGGCCACACUACCAUGAAAAGUGCAGGGAAGAUGCAACGUUUUUUUGUGUAAGUGCAAAUAUUUGGGAAGAAGCAAGACAGAAUAUAGGUUCCAGAAUUCAUCUCCUCGCCUGCCUUUUUCAUCAUGUAAAUGUGAAUUCAGUUGAAUUUAAGCGAGGAAAAUUCAUAUAACAUGAUGUGUAUCUUCAGCAUUCAAAAUACAGUGGGAUAGUAAAUGCAUCAUUCCGCCCAGCCCCACAUGCCUGCUCUACACCCAGUUUAAUUAAGUGGUGUUGAUUGGUAUCAGUAUUGAUAAACACAUUGUCGACCCAACGAAAGCAAAACUACAAGCUUACAUGGUGCCAAGCUGUUUAAUUUCAUUGUACAAGCACAGUCAGGUUAUUGAGUCAGCCGACUGCGGCGUCGAUGGACGUCGCAGCCGCCGCGAGAGGAGAUCAGGACCGACAACCUGCAGCGUGUUGACGGCUGUGCUCUGCAGAACAAUGUGCUUUGAUGUGCUUCACAGGCUUCGCCGCUGACAUGAUGAGGGGAGAGAUGACGCUGCGUGUCACUUUGUGGUCGAAAAACAACAACAAUAACAAAAAAAAAGUCUGGUUUCUAGACCGGGGGAGAGAAGAUUAUUCUGAUCUCUUCAAACACGCCUUUGUUUUAGUAACUCUUUGAACACAGGUGUUGUAAUUAGAUUUGGCUUACACCCUGCUAUCCCUCCCUCUCCUACACACUGUGGUUUGAUAGAUUUCUACAAGGUUUGAAGGGUAAACUAAUGCUUUUACAGAUGCAUGUUUUUUUGUUGUUGUUGUUUUUAAUAGCUGGUAUCUAUUAAUGUUUUUAAGCAUUUCAAUCCUAACUACUAUUAGCCUUUUCAUUUGGACGUUAGUUGUUACUUCUUUCAUUGUCAGUAACAGACAUAGACACUAUACACUCACUGCUGGGUCAGUUGUACUCCAUAUUAUUAUUGUUAUUGUUGUUAUUACAAUUUUGUAUUUUUGUGUUCCAUUAAUAUCAGUAUGGUAACAAACAUCUAUAGCGGGACAGCCUCCGGACAGGCUCUGUUUAACGAUGAGAGCUGCGUUUCUCAAAUCCGUCUCGGCACGGUCAUCCAUGAGCUCGUUCCCACGGCGACGGUUCUGGUGUCGUUCGGCUUUGGGAUGCGCAGCACGUAAAGGUUUUCUUAAGAUGUUGAUCCAUCGGUGGUACAGGAUGCUACAAGCUUCAGCGUGACUGAGCUGAGACACCAAAUUGGCACACGUUAGCCAGCGGGGCCUUGUUUUCCUAAAGGGCACCUCAGUCUGAGAUAAAAUGAGUGUGUCAUCUUAAAAUCACCACCUAUCUACUCGCCGCUACCCAUGUUCUUGCAGCAGUUUGAAAAGUUCAUUGAUCAGCACAGGCUAGCAUGCCGUGAUGCUCUUGGGAAACAAGGCGUUGUUGAUGCUAGGAGCCUGCGAUGGGAAACCUCGCAGAGAAGUGGUGGCAAACGCAGCGAAACACCUGGCUGAUAAUUGCCGGUUAUCGGACUCUAUGGUGUGAUGUCACAGCUAUUUCAACCGUCAUCAGUUGACCUUUUGUGUCCAGACUUUGGUGUCCAGACUUUUUUGUUGUAUUUCAAUGCUUUCUUUUCCGAACAACAUUGUAUUGUUGCUGCAGGUAAGCUAGACUGCUGCAGUCUGAGAAAAUUCACUCUGUAAAAGAGCCUGCGCCAAGGUGGCAUACAUUCCUCCUGUAGGGAACUUUGUACAGGCCUCAGUAUCGCUAAUAACCAGCCAACUGUCCCAGAGUUUUCAUGCGUCUUUACCGGAAUUACAAGGUGGUGUCCACUAUUGCCUUCUUUUUUCUUUUUUUUUCUUUUUUUGCAUCGAGCAAAUCGGCCAUGAAUGCACACAGUGUGAUAAAGGAACAAACAAGCAUUUCUGAGGACAUUCAGAGCAAAGAAUUCAGAGAACUGGGGUCAGAACAGUGGACGAAGUAGCAAACUUGCAGCAUCAUUUCAUGUCUCUGACAUGUGUUUGCUUUAGGUCUUUUUUUUUCCAAAUCCAGCAUGAUGAGUACAUCCUUUACAGAGUUCUCGAAAUGCAACGCUUUCUCAGUGUUGUUGAAUGUCCACACAUUCCAUCCUCAGCUAUCUGAACAGAUGUGAACCACAACUGAUGGCAAAAGUGCUUGAAUUUUCAAUAAUCAGAGCGCCACCAGCCAGCGAUUUAAUUUGCUUAACAAAGCAGUACUUCCUGAUUUAAAUGUGCUUUCUGUGACGGGUUCAGAGUGGUUGGGGUGGUGGUUUGCUGCAGGCAGGUUUUGGGAGGUGGCAGAGCUUCAGGAGCUGAGCUCCUGUGAGCACGACCUGCGUGCCAGGAGACAUUCAGCCGCCACUGAAAGUCUUUUGAAGGUCUCGCAGCGAUGCCUCCCCCUCCUCUCAGAUGUAGUCGACCCCGAUUAAGAUUGGAUGUGGAACGUGCUAGAAAACACGAGGGAAAAGGGCUCAGUGUCCAGAGGAUUUUGUUUUUCUAUUAUUAUUCUUUCUCAUUAUCAUUUCACUACCACCCUGUAGGUAGGAGGCUCUCUUUCUGCUUCGGCACACACUCCCUACACACCGUAGGAAAAUCACUUAAUUAAAAAAAUACUUUUUUUAUAAUAGGUAACUAUAAGACCAUCAUUACGCUGUGCGUAACGAAUGUACAGAGAAAAAAAUCGUAGGUAUUUUUUGAGGAACAAUUAAUUUGUUAAUGAUAUGUAGCUAUUUAAUUGUUGGUUUUCCCUGUCCUUAUAUUGUAAUCAUUGCAUUUUCUUUUUUUUUUUUGUGAAAAAAGUUGAUCUUUUUCGUUUCUAGAGUUUGUCUUGUUAGAGUAAAGGUUCAAGUGCAGGAACACAGUAAACGUAUGAAACCACAACAAGCCACUGUGUGACGUGACAAUCGCUACUUCCAUUGGUCCCUGAUGUCCUGCAGUCAUGUAACGUGUGUUCGAUCAUUUCGACUUCUGACACACCCGAACAAAAGAGUGAAAAAAAGAUAUCGUCCUGUUGGAGGUUUUUGCCGACUAUUUCCAAAUCAAUGAAUUAUUAAACAUAAAAUAAAAAUCCUCAUUAGUUAUGGGCUAGCAGGCACGUAAAAUCACCAUCAGUGCAUAUAAGUAAUAGAAAUAGCUUGUUUUGAUGACUGUUUUUGGUCUGCAGAUGGGAUCUGAGCGACAAGUAAAACCAUCAGUCCAUUUGAGAAUACUUGUCAAAUCAGAUCAACUUUACUGAACCAGAAAGGCUCAAUUGAUGAAAACCUGAAAGAAUGUUUUAUCGCUCCAACUCAUCUGCUUCAGUCAGUGAGGCUGAGAUGAUCUGAGCAGCGAAUGAGCUUUGAGGAUGUCACCCUUGUAUUUGAUGUUGCUGUUCCCAUCUGUGGAGGACAUUUUGCAUCUGUAAUCAAGUAAACAACAUGAAAAUUGUGCAGAUAAAUCAAAGAGGAGUUGGUCUUUACUCUGACUGUACCACAUUUUCCAGGUCCUUUUUGAAGUGGAAGUAGCAUGUACUUAGUGGUAGUAAUACUCUGAACUGUAAAGAAAAAAACAUUUGUAUCAAGAAAACAACAGUCAAUUUGUGGCUCUGUGUCUCCUCCUACUAAAAAGGUUUUGGCAGGCCACCUUUUUUGUACGUAAAGUAGCCUUGAUGAACAAUAAAAUGCUUUUAAACCAC
Chelmon rostratus (copperband butterflyfish) is the source of this 6187-nucleotide messenger RNA. It is a transcript of the gene vgll4b, whose product is annotated as vestigial-like family member 4b. Gene Ontology annotation, biological process: negative regulation of DNA-templated transcription. Lineage: Eukaryota; Metazoa; Chordata; Actinopteri; Chaetodontiformes; Chaetodontidae. Gene Ontology annotation, molecular function: transcription coactivator binding. The record is from RefSeq and is a predicted model, not a curated record. The transcript is spliced from 5 exons. Bases 322 to 1302 code for a protein of 326 amino acids.